Messenger RNA from Adineta ricciae, 534 nucleotides. Lineage: Eukaryota; Metazoa; Rotifera; Eurotatoria; Adinetida; Adinetidae. The record is from the annotation of a GenBank genome assembly.
AUGGGUGGCGUUACACAAAAGAUGACUGAUACAAUCAAAAGUGUACCUGCUUUAGCUCCAGCAGGUAUACAAGCUGUCGUUGUUCUACGUGACCCAAAUAAUGGACAAGUGUACGGGCAAGUCGAAUUUAUGCAAACAGACGACGGAGUUGUUACUGUUAGUGGAGAAAUUAAAAAUAUUCCCAACAAGGAAAAACGUGGCUUUCACAUCCAUGAAUUUGGCGAUACGACGAAUGGUUGUACUUCAGCUGGAGCACAUUUCAAUCCUGAAAAUAACGAACAUGCUGGCCCACAAGAUGCACUUCGUCAUGUUGGUGAUCUUGGAAAUAUUGUUGGUGGCACAGGAGAUGUUGCGAAAUUUAAUUUUAAAGAUUCAGUCAUCAAAUUAACUGGUCCACAUUCGAUUAUUGGUCGGUCCGUUGUUGUUCAUGAGAAAGAAGAUGAUUUAGGUCGAGGUGGAAAUCCAGAUUCGAAAAAAACUGGUAAUGCAGGCGGUCGCAUUGCCUGUGGUGUUAUUGGAUUCAAGAAAGUCUAA